This is a messenger RNA of Stylophora pistillata, 1292 nucleotides long. RefSeq lists its product as uncharacterized. Lineage: Eukaryota; Metazoa; Cnidaria; Anthozoa; Scleractinia; Pocilloporidae. The record is from RefSeq and is a predicted model, not a curated record.
UAUCUUAUCCAAAGACCUCACUCAACGAAAACCCCAGUGACGUACAUAAAGAUUUUGUCGACCAUCAACCCGCUGAAGAAAACAAAAAUCCUUCAGAAGAAAUGACGUUCGUCUACACUGUAUUUUUUAUCGAAUGGGAAGCAUGUAAAGAUUUCUUAAGAGACAUACGAUUCCCUGCACGAACUCAAAUUGAGGUUCAUGUGUUUCACCGUAAAGAUACCGACCAAAACCAGCUUCGCAGCAUGAUUCCCGACAAAAGGCACCACGACGGCCGUCCAAUCAUCAUGAAGCACUCUUCACUGACGUCAUUUCCGAAUGCUGUCGAAGACUUACUCGUCUACUACGCGAGUUCGUUCGAUUUUUCAAGGCAUAAGAAACCCGAUGUUUACUUGGUCUCGGGCGAGGAUCGGCGCUACGAAGAGUUAGCGAAGAUUUUGCGAAAAGACAAACGAGUAUCGGCAUGGGUUAUCGACGGAAGAAGGACCACGCUUCUCGACUGGCUCGAUGCAAACUGUGUUUGCAAAAUGUGCAAAUUUAUCUUCGAAUCUGCACAUGAAGGAGUUCAGCACUACGAUGAAUUCCAUAUGAAGUAAACAGACACGCAGAAAGGAUUAAACCAAACACACUUUCUGCACUCAAUUUUCCCUCUGUCUGGGCCACGAUGCAAACGUUAUGAACCAGUGGAUCAUAAACUGAUCAGCAUCGCACAAAACAAAAUUGAAAGCUUGGCAAAUGUAGAUUGACUUCAUAAACUUGCCUGGCAAUUGCUAAUAAACAGUCCGUCACCGUAUUUCUUUUACUUUACAGUGAGGAACCUCGAUGAGAAAAUCUGUAUUUUUUUUUUAAUAUCUAGUGCAGUACAGUGCGUUGCAUUUUGACAGAUAAGCAUUCACAUUUGAUAGGCAAUCCAUGAAAUACACAGCCCUACCAAUUAAUAUGAGAUAAUAUAUGGGAUACUUUUGUCACUAAUGCAUGUAAAGGGUGUGUUUAAAUGCAGGUCAGGAAAAAAGGGAAGUUCCUGAGAAAAAUAACUUAAAAGGAUCAGCCAAAUAUUUGUGCCUGCUGGACUUGCUUCAAAAGGAAAUCCUAAACUUCAUGUUCUCGACCCAGUUUCCCUGACCUGCGUGCAAACAUGUCGAAGUGGGCUCGUAAGGACUUGUACUGAACGAAUGGCAAAGUGCCCACGUGACUCAUUAGGAGUCACAAUUCUGUAAUUUUUAAGUACUGCUUUUAUAGAAAGUUAUGUAUGUUUUCCGUUCUUUCAAAUGCAAAAUUACUUUGGUCUAAACUUA